GGCAUGCUUUGCGCCUUGAACGUCAUCCCUGUGCGCUGGAAGGAAGGCGUUACUAUGGUGACGGGAGAGUUGCUCGGAGUUGUCGCGUCCCGAAGUGUAGGGGUAUAGAGCAAUGCCUCGCUCCAGUAAUAAUCUUUGGGAACUUGCUGUAGCUGAGGUACAGAGGAAGGAAAAUUCUGAAGAUGACACGGAAGCAUCUGCUGAUUCAGAGAGAUCCGUGUUCUUUAUAGGCAACAAAAAUGGGGGAAAGACAACAAUUAUUCUUCGAUGCAUUGACAGAGAUGAAGCACCUAAACCAACCCUAGCAUUAGAAUACACUUUCGGCAGGAGGGCAAAGGGACACAAUACGCCAAAAGACAUUGCUCAUUUUUGGGAAUUAGGCGGGGGACUAUCUCUAAUGGAUUUAAUAAACAUACCCAUCUCCAUUGAGAACAUAAGGACAUUUUCCAUAGUACUUGUUCUUGAUCUCUCAAAGCCCAGUGAACUGUGGCACACAAUAGAGAAGCUCUUACCGGUUACUAAGAACCAUGUAGAUACAAUUAUAGCUGAUAUUGGGAAGUCCAACUCCAAGGCAGCCAAUCAGAUUGUGAAAAAUGUCUGGAGAAGUUUUCCAAAUAACCAUCCGGACAGAGAACUGAUUAAUCCAUUUCCAUUGCCUUUACUAAUUAUCGGAAGCAAAUAUGAUCUAUUUCAGGAUUUUGAAUCUGAAAGACGCAAAGUUAUAUGCAAAACUCUUCGAUUCGUAUCGCACUUUUAUGGCGCAUCUCUUUUGUUCACAAGCAAGUCUGAAACCCAUAAAGGAGUUAUGCGUUUGUUUGUGAAUCACUUGGCCUUUGGACAAGAUAAAAGCAAACUUGUGUCGGUUGAUCACAAUAAGCCGCUGGUCAUUCCAGCAGGAACGGAUUCCUUCAGUCAGAUCGGAUCGCCCCCUGCAUCUGACAGUGACCUGAGGCAGAUUCAUGUACGCACUCCUAUGGAGUUAUGGAAGAAGAUUUUUGAAAGACAUUUUCCUCCCAUGAAAACAGAUGAUGUCAAAGAUGUAAAGGACCCAGCAAAAGAUCCACAGUAUGCAGAAAGGGAUGUCGAUGCCAUGAGGACCCAAAAAGAUCAGGAGCUUGAACAAUACAAAAGAAAUGCGGACAAGUCCUGGAAGGCAAUGUCACUUGGAUCUCAAACAUGAUAGAUAUGGACUUGUGUACUUAUAAGCUAACUUUAUUUUUUAAUCAUAAAUAUCUGUAAGAAAUGUAUGUUUCAUAUACUGUAUAUGUGUGCAAUAAAUACUUCUGUAUCAGUUA
This is a messenger RNA of Rana temporaria (common frog), 1295 nucleotides long. It is a transcript of the gene DYNC2LI1, whose product is annotated as dynein cytoplasmic 2 light intermediate chain 1. The transcript is spliced from 13 exons. NCBI's taxonomy places the organism in Eukaryota, Metazoa, Chordata, Amphibia, Anura, Ranidae. Gene Ontology annotation, cellular component: cytoplasmic dynein complex; ciliary basal body; axoneme. Gene Ontology annotation, biological process: intraciliary retrograde transport; intraciliary transport involved in cilium assembly. The record is from RefSeq and is a predicted model, not a curated record. Bases 113 to 1180 code for a protein of 355 amino acids. Gene Ontology annotation, molecular function: dynein heavy chain binding.